This is a messenger RNA of Diplodia corticola, 1521 nucleotides long. RefSeq names its product n-sulfoglucosamine sulfohydrolase. The coding region runs from base 1 to 1521 and encodes 506 amino acids. Gene Ontology annotation, molecular function: arylsulfatase activity. NCBI's taxonomy places the organism in Eukaryota, Fungi, Ascomycota, Dothideomycetes, Botryosphaeriales, Botryosphaeriaceae. The record is from RefSeq and is a predicted model, not a curated record. The transcript has a single exon.
AUGGGUCAACCAAAGAACAUUCUACUCCUCAUCGCCGAUGAUCUCGGCAGAGAGCAGAUGGGCUGCUACGGCUGCAAGGCCAUCAAGACACCCCACUUGGACGCCCUUGCUGCGUCCGGGACCCAAUUCGACAUGGCCUUCACCAGCACGGCGUCGUGCAGCGGCAGCCGAACCGUCAUCUACACGGGCUUGCAUACCCAUGAGACCGGAAGCUACGGACUCAACCUCGAGCGCAAUGGCUUCCAGACAUUUGCAAAUAUCGAAACCGCUCCCGAGGCUUUCAACGAUAUCGGAUACAAGACUGGAAUCCUGGGCAAAAUCCACGUCAGCCCCGAUGAUAAGUAUCCGUGGCAGGUGCGGGAGGAGAGCGAUUCGAGAAAUGUGGCCUACAUAGCAGACCGGGCCUCGGCCUUUUUCCAAGCAUCGCACGACGAGAACAAGCCCUUCUUCCUCACCGUCGGCUUCGUCGACCCGCACCGGCACAUACCCCAUCGCGGAGGCUUCGGCAACGCCGACGGCAACCACGACCCCCGCCUCCAGGACCACAUAUACAAGCCCUCGGACGUCGAGGUCCCGCCCUACCUCAGCGACAUCCCCGAAGUCCGCCAGGAGCUCGCCGAGUACUACCGCGCCAUCACGCGCAUGGACCAGGGCGUGGGCCUCAUCCUCGCCGCCCUCGACGCCGCCGCCCACCGGGACAGCACCCUCGUCCUCUUCCUCUCCGACAACGGGCCCCCCUUCAUCAACUCCAAAACCACCCUCUUCGAACCCGGCAUCCGCCUCCCCUUCCUCCUGCGCGCCCCGGGCGUCGUCUCCAUCGCCCCCAGCGGCCCCCCCAACCAAAACCUCAUCUCCUACAUCGACAUCCUCCCCACCUUCCUCGACUGGGCGGGCCACGGCGGCGCCAACGCACCCCCAAACAAAACCCAACGCCGCGGCCGCUCCGUCCUGCCGCUCCUCAGCAGCCGCGCGGACGCGACGACGGCGACGGCGCCGGCGCCGGGCUGGGACUGCGUCUUCGGGUCGCACACGUUCCACGAGGUGACCAACUACUGGCCGACGCGCUUCAUGCGCUCGCCGCGGUGGAAGUACCACCGCAACGUGUGCUGGAAGCUCGACUUCCCCAUGGCCAUGGACCUGUACGCGUCGCGCUCGUUCGAGGGCAUGCGCAACGCGCGGCCGCCGCGGGUGGGGCCGCGGAGCUUUGCGAGUUAUUUUCGACGGCCGGCGGAGGAGCUGUACGAUUUGGAGGGGGAUCCGUUGGAGUUGAGGAAUUUGGCGGUGGAGGGGGAUGCGGGUGCGGAGGCGGGUGCGGUGCUGGUGGAGAUGAGGAGGAGGCUGGAGGAGUGGCAGUUGGAGACGAAGGAUCUGUGGCUGUGGAGGGAUGGGACGGCCGUGGUGCGGUAUACGGCUGAUCAUUACAACUAUGCGCGGGAGGGGCUGAGGAUUCCCGAUCGGUUCGAUUUUGACGUCGAGGAGCCGGGGACGGAGGGGGUGGAGGCUUAUGAUUUGAAGGAGUAG